Centruroides sculpturatus (bark scorpion) is the source of this 1553-nucleotide messenger RNA. It is a transcript of the gene RfC4, whose product is annotated as replication factor C subunit 2-like. Lineage: Eukaryota; Metazoa; Arthropoda; Arachnida; Scorpiones; Buthidae. The transcript has 9 exons. Gene Ontology annotation, molecular function: ATP hydrolysis activity; DNA binding; DNA clamp loader activity. The record is from RefSeq and is a predicted model, not a curated record. Gene Ontology annotation, biological process: DNA repair; DNA-templated DNA replication. Gene Ontology annotation, cellular component: nucleus; DNA replication factor C complex. The coding region runs from base 54 to 1100 and encodes 348 amino acids.
CUGGUUGGCGGGAAUUCUACGAAUGGUGUGGGUUUGUUUAUCAAAGAGUUAAAAUGGAAGAAAAUUUAAUGGAAGUAGAUGAGAAGAUUACAAAACAAGAUCCGAAUAUUUCAAGCGAAAUAAAGAAAAAAGAAAACAUUCCAUGGGUUGAAAAAUAUCGACCUGUCCGAUUUAUUGAUGUUGUUGGAAAUGAAGAAAUGAUAUCUCGUUUUGAGAUUUUUGCAAAAGAAGGAAACCUACCAAAUAUUAUUUUAGCUGGUCCGCCAGGAGUGGGUAAAACAACUACAAUUCUUUGUUUAGCAAGAGAAAUGCUUGGACCAGCUUUCAAAGAUGCUGUAUUAGAAUUAAAUGCAUCUAAUGACAGGGGAAUUGAUGUUGUAAGAAAUAAAAUCAAGAUGUUUGCACAGCAAAAAGUUACUUUGCCAAAAGGAAAACAUAAAAUUAUUAUUUUGGAUGAAGCAGAUAGUAUGACUGAAGGAGCUCAACAAGCAUUGCGAAGAACAAUGGAAAUAUAUUCUAAAACAACUAGAUUUGCAUUAGCAUGCAAUACAUCAGACAAAAUCAUUGAACCAAUUCAAUCAAGAUGUGCAAUGGUUCGUUUUAAUAAAUUAAGUGAUGCAGAAAUUCUACAAAAAAUAAUGCAAGUAUGUGAGAAAGAGAAUGUCAGCCAUACAGAUGAUGGAUUAGAAGCAAUAGUAUUUACAGCACAGGGUGAUAUGAGACAGGCUCUGAAUAAUUUACAGUCAACAUUUUCAGGAUUUGGCCAUGUAUCUAGUGAAAAUGUUUUUAAGGUAUGUGAUGAACCACAUCCAUUGCUAAUUAAAGAUAUGCUGACUCAUUGUGUAAAUGCUAAUAUAGAUGAUGCUUAUAAGAUAAUGGCUCAUCUCUGGAAAUUAGGAUAUGCUUCAGAAGAUAUUAUUACAAAUGUCUUUCGUGUCUGUAAAAAUCAUUCCAUGCCAGAAUAUUUAAAAUUAGAAUUUAUCAAAGAAAUUGGAUAUACACACAUGAAAAUUGUCAAAGGAGUUCAGUCUUUAUUACAAAUGUCUGGACUAUUAGCUCGACUUUGUGAGAAAGCUUCAACUUUAAUUGAAAAUAAAUAAGUUGUUUUUUUUAAAUAUUUUUUGUAGAUAAAGUUUUCAAAAAAUUUUUGUUUUAAAGUUUAUUUGCUUUAAUCACAUACAUCAAAUACAAUGUUGAUCAAACAUUUAAGUUGCUUAGACAAAUCUAAUUGUAUAAAAUUAUUAACAUAUUAUUCUAAAGAAAUGUAAAUAAAGGGUACAACAUCAAAUACAACAAAACAUCUUCAGUGCAUAAUAUACAAUAAGAUAUCAUUAAUAAUAAUGAUGUGACUAAGAUUAAUCACUAAUAUUAUGCACAAAGGAAUUUGAAUUUGUUCUUGCUCAUAUUUUAAAAUGAUUUAAAUGUAUUAGUAAUAACAUCUUCAUAAAACUAAUACUGUCUCAUUUUAUAAAGAGAGUGAAAUAUCCAAAUAAGAUAAUCUUUAUACUAAACAUUUAACAAACAAACAAUAGAAUUAUCUGUUAUCAUCAAUC